This is a messenger RNA of Calypte anna (Anna's hummingbird), 5989 nucleotides long. It is a transcript of the gene PKNOX1, whose product is annotated as PBX/knotted 1 homeobox 1. Gene Ontology annotation, molecular function: DNA-binding transcription factor activity, RNA polymerase II-specific; RNA polymerase II cis-regulatory region sequence-specific DNA binding. The coding region runs from base 234 to 1544 and encodes 436 amino acids. The record is from RefSeq and is a predicted model, not a curated record. The transcript has 12 exons. Gene Ontology annotation, biological process: angiogenesis; regulation of transcription by RNA polymerase II. Lineage: Eukaryota; Metazoa; Chordata; Aves; Apodiformes; Trochilidae.
GAUUGGCCGGGUGCGUGUGGUGCGCGUGACGCGUGUCGCGGCGGUGCGGGUCCCGAUUGCUGCAGCCGCUUGUCAGUGUGACGAAGAUUGGCACCCAGGUUUCUGUCUUCUGUAUUGUGCAUCAGUGGGAUUCACUCUGCUGGAACAAGAUAAUGUCUUCUUCAGUGAGCUGAAGGAAAGGGAGUAUUUGUUCAUACUUACGAUGAUUUGACAUAAUUAAUGUUUUAUUAACCAUGAUGGCAACACAGACAUUAAGUAUAGACAACUAUCAAGAUGGACAGCAGAUGCAAGUAGUAACAGAGUUAAAAACUGAACAAGAUCCCAACUGCUCCGAAACUGAUGCAGAAGGGGUGAGUCCUGCCCCUGUAGAAUCUCAGACUCCAAUGGAUGCAGACAAGCAGGCCAUUUACAGGCACCCACUAUUUCCCUUGUUAGCACUAUUAUUUGAAAAAUGUGAACAAUCUACCCAAGGCUCAGAAGGAACAACUUCUGCUAGUUUUGAUGUAGAUAUUGAAAAUUUUGUAAGGAAGCAAGAAAAAGAAGGAAAACCCUUUUUCUGUGAAGAUCCAGAAACUGAUAAUUUGAUGGUAAAAGCAAUCCAAGUUCUACGUAUUCAUCUCCUUGAGCUAGAAAAGGUUAAUGAACUCUGCAAGGAUUUCUGUAGCCGUUACAUUGCCUGCCUGAAGACAAAAAUGAACAGUGAAACUCUAUUAAGUGGAGAGCCUGGAAGUCCUUAUUCACCUGUGCAAUCUCAGCAAAUUCCAAGUGCCAUUGCAGGCACACUCAGUCCCCAAGGGAUUAUGGUGCCAGCAUCAGCAUUGCAGCAGGGAAAUGUAACUAUGGCAACAGUAGCAGGGGGGACAGUGUAUCAGCCAGUCACUGUGGUCACUCCACAAGGUCAAGUGGUGACACAAGCACUGUCACCUGGCACUAUUCGGAUCCAGAACUCUCAGCUUCAGUUGCAAUUAAACCAAGAUCUAGGCAUCUUGCAUCAAGAUGAUGGCUCAUCAAAAAAUAAAAGAGGAGUUCUUCCGAAGCACGCUACAAAUGUGAUGAGAUCUUGGCUUUUUCAGCACAUAGGGCAUCCAUAUCCAACAGAGGAUGAGAAGAAACAGAUUGCAGCACAAACAAAUCUGACACUACUCCAGGUUAACAACUGGUUUAUCAAUGCUAGAAGGCGAAUUCUUCAGCCGAUGCUGGAUUCCAGUUGUUCUGAAACUCCAAAAACAAAGAAGAAAACAGCACAGAACCGACCAGUUCAGAGGUUCUGGCCUGACUCCAUUGCCUCAGGAGUUGCUCAGCAGCAGUCUAGUGAGCUCACAAUGUCAGAUGGUGCUGUUGUAACAAUUACAGCUCCAGUCAACAUGAAUGUAGACAGUCUGCAGUCUUUGUCAUCCGAUGGUGCUACUUUGGCUGUUCAGCAAGUUAUGAUGGCAGGGCAGAGUGAGGAUGAAUCUGUAGACAGCGGUGAAGAUGAUGGAGGAGAUCUCUCAACAACAAAUAUCAGUGGGCUGGUCUUGGAUAACAGCGAUUCUCUGCAGUAGGAAGCAAGAGAGCGUGACAAAACCUUUAGGAAAAAGAAUGGACUGACUGAGUGACUGUUUUUAUAGUUUGCACAGCAAACAUUUUACACAAGUUUUAUUUCUAAUAUGUUUUAUAUGUAGAUAUAGAAGGGUGCACUUUUUUGUAUUUCAUAGCAAGCUUAAAGAGUGUUUUUGCAGGUGCAGCAACUUCUUUCAAAUGUGUUUUUUCAUUUAUUUUCCUUAUUUCAGAAAAUUAUAUCUAGUAAUAUAAAGAACCACAUAAGCACCCCUUUGUUCUAUGAAUUGGAAGUGCUGCAAUUUCUAAAGAAUAAUGCAGUUUCAAUUGGUGCUGUUAUUUAAGACAGCUCUUGAUGGGCAGGUGUUGUAAAUUUAAAGCAUGUGACACUAGUGUGUGGAACUUGAUCAUUGACUUAGAUGCAUAUAUUUGAAAGAUGCUUCUGCACCUUAAAAACUGCUAGUCUGAGGUGGACAGCAACACACAUAAGAAGAAAAUGUUGAUGUGUGAUUCAGUAGCGAAUGUAUGGCAAUUUAAAUAAGUUUAGUUUCUCUCAUAGUCCAUGAGCCUGUUUAUCAUUUGCUAUGAAAACUCCUAUUUUUACCUUGCCAGGGUUAUUGGAUAAAAAAUAUUUUUAUAAAUUCACUAGGAAUUGGGAUGACGACUGUAUUAAGCAGGAGGGGAGGAAAAAAAAAAACAAAAAAAAAACAAUUUCCAGAGGGGAAAAAUAAAUGUUUAGUAUUCCUAUUUGGAAGGUCUGAAAACUGACCAAAUUUAAUAAUACAAGCCUAUGCUAGCAUUCUAUGAUUCUCAGCUAUCCCACAGUGAUAGUGAUAUACUAUAUUUGAUAAUAGCUUCAGAAGGGCCCACUGUUUGAUGGGAUUUUGAUAUUGUCGAACAUUGAUUUAUAUUAUGUGUAAUCUAAUACUCAAAUUGCAUUAACUCUGUAUCUAGACGUGUGUCUGAAGAUAUUUGCUAAAUGAAUAUUCAGGUAAGUAAAUUCAAAUACCCACAGCUUUUCCAGUUAUUAGAGAAAUUUAACAGUUUAUAGUUUGUACAAUUGAAUCAGAAAAAUGGGAAUUUGCCUACUAUACAGUCAUGAAUUCUGCUAUCACUCUGCUAUUUUAUUGCAUUUGAAAUCUUUUCCCCUAAUACAAAAAGAAAUAUAACUUAAGUAUUUAUAUAACGUUUCUUCAAAUCUGAAGGUUACUACCAGCAGGCUUUAUUAGAGUAGAAAGUCCUUGUGUCAUCUGAAAACUAAGAGCUAGUGGUAAAAACUUUUUUGUUUGUUUGGGUUUUUUGGUGGUUCUUUUGGUUUUUUUUAUGUUGGGUUUUUUUGUUUUGUUUUGUAACCAUUCACUUGCUUUUUCCCCGGAGAUUGGAGUCUGUGUGUGUCUGUCCAUGAACACUUACCUUUGGGAGUUCAUAUUUCCCAUGAUUAAGUAUAAAUAACAGACUCCAAGAGUCUCAUGGUAAAAUUGUCCUCUUUCCACCCUAUCUUUUUGUCACAAAAUUGGGUUAGAUCAAACCAGAACUUCUGAUUUAGAUCAAGCCUAGUUGCAUUUCUAACAUGACAAGAAAAAGAUUUUAGCUUUUAGAAUCUAGACCUUGUAUUUGGACAAAGCCCUUUGACAGAUGCAAAUAUUUAGUUGAAUACUUAAUUUCUACUUCACAAAACCCUUGGGCAUGUGUUUAGGUCGCAGUGAUCUCAGUAGGAUUAACACAGGGACUUUUUGACAUGCUUAAAUGGUUGGAACCUGGUCUUUACUGAUCGUCUUCCGAGACAAGUACAAGUUGGUAGGAAGAAAAACUUCAGAAAGAGAUGUCAGUAGCAUUGGCAGCUAUGCAUGGAGAGUAAUACUGAUUUGCAAUAACUAGUAACAACUUUGAAGAACUGGUGUUGGGUUAUACUCAAUACAUGUGUUGUUUCUGCUAUGGCUUUGACUUAUUCCUGGCUGAGGAUCUUGCUGCUUAGUUCAAAUGCUAUGAUGAUUGGUCCUACUCCAGCUGGAGCAAUAAUUUCAUAAUAUUUUUUUUCUUCUAAGUUCUCUAUUUUGCCACUAAUGUGCCGAGUUUGUUAAAGAGCAUAGUAAACGAAAAAUGAAAUAUUUCAUUUGGAAAGCUUUGACAUGGUGCAACUGUCUCAAAGGCUACUGUCAAAUCCAGUCUGACCCAAAAAUGCUGAAAAAAGAUGGAUACCAUAUACAAAUCAUACUCCUUUGGAAAACUUUCAACUUACUUCUCCUACAAAGGAUACCUGAGAUUACUAAAACUGAGAGACAGAUUCCUUUUUUUUUUUUUUAUUUAAUUAAGUGCUUCAAACCCCCACCGUUUCCAUUACAAUAGUAGGUUAUAUUUGUUGGUUUGGGCUUUUUGUUCAGCUGCCCUUGUUUGUAUUUAAUAGUGCAUUAAUCUUUGUACUUCUAGCAUGUAGGCAGAUGAAUAGUCUAUUUCUCAUGUGAUGGGCCCUAUGGACAAAUACGUAUUUUUCCAAUUCUAUCUGUACUGGAGGAUCAGGCCAUUUCUUACUGUCUACUUACUUUCCCUGACCAGUUGUUGCUGCCUCAGAUCUCCCAGCAGAGCUUUCCUCACUCUGCCUUGAGAUAUUUUAGGAAGCAGCUCAGCCAGCAGAUCUGUUGGGGUAACAAGUGGCCAGCAGUCAAGGGAAGGGUGAGCCAAAAUUGGAAAAAAACUUCAGUGGUUUGAGAGAAUGUAGCAAUGGGCAUUUGCCUGUACUUGAAAACUCUGAGAACUGAGGUCUUAAAAGAGAGAGGGUAUUAAAACCAUUCAAUAUCUGGAUGGGAAACAACAGCUGGAUGGGAAAAAAAAAAAAAGGUUUAGGAAAGUAUAGUCUAUGUGCCACUUGGAACUAAUUUGGAAACAACCAGGUAUCAGGGUUUCCAAACUUCUGAAAGUUUAUUUUUCAGAAAGAAAAUGAUGUGGUUAGCUUUUCUAUUCCCCUCACCUUAUAUGCAGCAGAAGUUUUAUUUUUCUGAAACAUUUACAACUUCAUCUUCAGGUAAUUUAUCAACACCUGGAGAGUGAAGUUCAUGGAACUUGCUGUGAGAAGGGGAAUAUGGAAUAGUUUACUGUCAAGUUAGAAAUGUAAAAACAUAGGAACAUGAAUUCCUAAAACUGAAAAGGCCUUACCAGUUUAAUCAAAGGUAUUGCCUAAUAUAUGGAACUCAAACUGUGUCCUUUAAAGUAGUGAGAAUUCUGUAGUAGGUAUGACCCGCACAGAAGAGUUUGUUCUUUUCACAUGUUAAAAAAAAAUGUCCUUUUUACUGUAUAAGAAAGGUUGCUGGUUCAAGCAAAGCGUCACUGUUCAGGAAAGGUGCAUGUUUACAUCACUUUAAGUCUUUAUAGGGGGCCUAACUUCAAAACCAUGUUCAAAAGCAAUAGAACUAAUUUGCUUUUAAAGUCAGUGUAAUUCUUCUGCAAUUACAGUUAUUGAGUCAGUAAUUUGUUGGAAUGUAAACUAGACUGUUAACCCAAACAGGGUUCUCAGACCAUUUUUUUCAAAAUUUCUGUAACAGGCAAGGUUCUUUAAAUUAAGAAACAUUGUGUUUUAGUAAAUUGGUUCCAAAUUGAUCAGGCUGUAUUUUUAAAUUACUGUUCCAAAGAAGUAAUCAUGUUGGAAAACAUUUAGCUCUCUGCAGAGUUUUUCCUAGCACUGGAUGUUGGGUCAAAGUGGAGUCCUGCUGACCUUGGGGAGACUCAGAUUCAUGUUGGGCUGCAUUUACCUACAAGAGAAGUGGUUCUUUUUUCUGAACCCUCAGCGAUUUUAGGAAGCUUUUGGAGAGCCCUCCAGCUUUAUCUUUCCUGUGUACCUAAGUUUUCUUCUAGUGGAAACCAGCAUAUGGGCAAAGGGCUUCGCAGGGCAGGAAUUUGUGUUGACCUGGUGUGUAUCACAUAACUGUUUUGUUGUUCAAAACAGGGCCAGAAGGCAGACCUACCGUGAGGAACUAGUUUGCAGUUCCUGUGCUUUAAAAGUAGCUUCAGGCUUACAGAUAUUCUAAUGGAGUAUGGACACAAAGACUUAAUGCAUUAAUAAUAUAUCUAUUUGUUUCCCUAAUCACGUCAAAAAACAAUUAGAAAGCAGUUAAGCUUCCUGACUUUUUGAACUUGACAGCCCAAAGGAUGAAACAGCCUUUCCAAGGGGUGAUGGUUUCAUAAAGCCAUUAGACUUGUAGCACUUAAAAGAAACAAACAAAAACCUAAAACACCGUGGUAUUUUGGAAAAAAAAUGGAACACAUGCAUUUAAAUGUUAUUAAAGUUGAUUUAAGAUUUAUUUUCUGAAGCUGUUGUCUUGGGAGAAAAAAAAUAAGUAUUUGUCUAUGCAAGACAUAACUGUCAAAAAUGUGUGAAUUACCCAUUUUUAGGUGCUGUACUGUUAUUGUCUUUCUGACUUCUGUUACUUUAAUUACACUUUUAAACCCUUCAGCCUUA